Messenger RNA from Porites evermanni, 1494 nucleotides. NCBI's taxonomy places the organism in Eukaryota, Metazoa, Cnidaria, Anthozoa, Scleractinia, Poritidae. The record is from the annotation of a GenBank genome assembly.
AUGGAACGAAAGGCAAAGCGGCCUCGAUAUUUGCCCUUACCCGUGAACCGCGACUGGACUCAUUGGCUCCAAAAAAAUUCAGACAGGUAUUUCAUCGCAUGGAUUACAAACUUAUGUUUGGCUUCAAUAUGGAAACUAAAGUUUUUCUUAAAAGCUAUUCGAAUUAUGAUGUUGAGGAGAAAGGUGCUACUAGGUUUCAUCACUGUUUGCUUGAUUUGUCUUACCAUGAUCGUCGUGAAAUUUCGUUAUAAAUCUUCUUUCAAAUGGACUAAAUCCAAAGACGAAAUACAGCCUUGUUCGGAAGAACAAACUGUUUACAUUAACGGGAGGCUGGUCUGUCAAAACGACAAUUCGUUUAAAUACCUGUCUUAUCAACCGCCUGGCGGGGGAUGGAAUAACCAACGAGUUGCCUUUGAAAAUGCUGUUGUCUUAGCAAAGUUGCUGAAUAGAACACUCAUGGUCCACCCUCUGGCGCCACAUCAGGAAAUUCUUCGACUCAAACGAACUCGAAGAAUAUCAGCUGGUUAUGAAAUAUAUAAUAUGCUAACUAAAGAUCAACUACUGCCAUUAUCCAGGGUUAUCGAUCUGAAACUGCUGUCGAAACUGACUCCCAUAAAAGAAAUCACUUCUAGUCAUAACGAGUUCAAAAACCUAUACAAAAACUUAAAAUGGGCUCGAAUUUGCCACAAUGGGCUGUUUGGAACUUGGAUUGAUGCUAUACCAAAGAAGACUGAUGAUACGAGGUGGAGAAUUCUUCGACGACAUAUGAGGAAGUCAUCAGCCUCAUACGGGGCCAUCCCCCUUUAUCGCCGCAUUUGUAAUCAGGAACUAAAACAAUAUCAAGCCAACGCCUCUAUCGAAAGACCUGUGUGGGGUAUUAUGGACGAACUGUUCUAUCGAACUGAAGAUCUGAUAUAUUUUGCCGAAGGAUCCUUAUAUAGCAGAGAAUUGCUAUUCUUUGAGAGGGAAACCGUGCUGAACGCGCAUGAGUGGAUUAUGCGAUUUAUUCGUUUCGCGCCAAAUAUAAGGAAAAAAGUCGCGAACGUGUUAGAAAUACUCGAACGCCCAUAUAACGCCAUUCACGUGAGAAGAACGGACCACCCAUCAAGUGCUCUAGUAAAGCAAGACUACUGGUUAUGGAAAUUACAGCAGCGGGAGGCACUAAACCUUACAAAGACACUCUACAUCGCAACGGAUGAGAGAAACAAAACUUGGUUCGAUCCCUUUAGAGACGCGGGGUACAAUUUGUUCUUCGCUGAGGACGUUAAUGAAGCCCUGCAACUUAAAAAUGUAAACAGUGCCUUUGUCCAAGACCUGUUGGGGCUCUGCGAACAAUUCAUUUGCGCUCAUGCAGACCACUUUGUAGGGUCAUAUUAUUCCACCUUUACAAUGUACAUUAAACGACUAAGGAAGCAGUUUUCUUGGAAAAAAGAAAUGCUACGCAAGGCUUACACGUCCAUCAUAUGGACUGGGUCAAAUGACGCUAGAAAAUAG